Mycena indigotica is the source of this 978-nucleotide messenger RNA. RefSeq lists its product as uncharacterized. Lineage: Eukaryota; Fungi; Basidiomycota; Agaricomycetes; Agaricales; Mycenaceae. Bases 1 to 978 code for a protein of 325 amino acids. The transcript has 10 exons. The record is from RefSeq and is a predicted model, not a curated record.
AUGAAGUAUAAGACCAACAUAACUGACGUCCUGCCUGCUCUCUCCUUAUGCCCGCCCGGCUUGUCGAUGGCGUCCAUCAUCGACGAGAUUUCUCGGGCGACGCAGAGCAUCACCGCCUCGCGAAAUUCUGUUCUGGCAGUCUACACAAUCAGCAUCUACGAAUGGCUGGACUGUCUUCCAACAGAAGUAGACCUGAUCUAUCCUUCCAAAUGGUCUUCAAUCAAGAUCGCCUAUUUCCUUUGCAGAUAUUAUCAGCUCCUCGUAUGGCCGUUGGUCGUUUUCUCCUACCUGCCGGACCACAACGUCGAGCUUUGCCAUUCGUUAACUAAAUUUGCCACUGCUGUUCUACUCCCUCUGCAAAUUUUCGCCCCAGCCGUGAUGUUGAUGCGCGCGUAUGCUUUUGCUGGUCGCCACAAAGGGAUUCUGGCCAUCUUGCUGUUUCUCUAUCUCGGACUGAUUGCGAGCGACAUUCUUUUCUUAUGCAUCGACGUGCCAACUCUCCCCGACAUCACCUUCAUCGUUCUCCAAGACACCGGCUGCUUCCCAGACUACUCACAACGUCCAAACCUGCUCCGUUUAGUGGCUGCGCUGGGUGCAUCGUCCCUGAUGGAUUUUCUCUCCCUGAUGGUCAUUGCGAUUUAUUGUCUACGGACGCACAGCACCCGGGGGACUUUGGGGAGGGCAUUCAUCAGGCAAGGCUUGGGGGCUUUCGUGAUCAUGCUUGUUAUCCACGCUGGCGCGUUGGGGACCUACCUUAAUCCCCAAAGCGAUCACAACGGCGUCGGUCUCCCCUACGCCCUCACCCUUUCGAAUGUGGUGGCAUGCCGUCUCAUCCUUGACUUGAGACGCAAGGCGCAACCAACAGAGACCGAAAUUCACCGCCAACACUCUCAGCUUGUUGACCAAGACCUCUGGAUCAUCGACGAAAGCGGGGAGUAUCAGCAUUUCCCGGUCGCUUCACCACCCCACCCUGUGUAA